This is a messenger RNA of Pistacia vera, 1260 nucleotides long. RefSeq lists its product as uncharacterized. The coding region runs from base 1 to 1260 and encodes 419 amino acids. NCBI's taxonomy places the organism in Eukaryota, Viridiplantae, Streptophyta, Magnoliopsida, Sapindales, Anacardiaceae. The transcript is spliced from 3 exons. The record is from RefSeq and is a predicted model, not a curated record.
AUGGUGGAAGUUCUUUUUAGGCAUUCAAAGGCUCAACCUGGAACCUCACAGAGUGGCGGGUUGAAUCCUGUGUGGGAGAUGUUGAAGAUGACUAAUAAGGAAGAAAACGCAGCGUUGCAUGAGGCAGUGCAGUAUGGAAGCUUGGAAGUGGUGAAGUUAUGGGAAACCCCACUUUACCUUGCUGCAGCUAGAGGAUCUCCGGAGAUGGUGGUUGCAAUAUUAGGAAGCUGCAGAGCGGUGGCCCACGAAGGACCCGGUGGAAAGACAGCUUUGCACGCGGCAGCCAUGAGCAGAAAUUCUGGAAAUACUCCACAGCUGAUUCAAGACACUGUCCAGAAGCUUAACACUCAAUUUGCUUUGAAAAUUCUUGGCUCUUUAAAAUACUUUUUGGGUUUUGAGGUUACCCGAGAUGCAUCUGGUCUUUACAUGAAUCAAGAAAAGUAUGCAAAGGACAUUCUCAUGAAAACCAAAAUGGUUGAUUGCAAACCAUGUUCUACUCCAAUGGCAGUUGGCUCUAAACUCACCCCUGAUGACAGUGAUCCAUUUGACAAUCCUGCUCUUUACCGCAGUACCAUUGGAGCCUUGCAAUAUCUUAUCCUAUCCAGACCAGACAUUGCUUAUUCAAUUAACAAACUGAGCCAGUUUUUAAAGGCACCAACACAGCUCCACUGGCAGGCUUGUAAGAGGCUUCUGAGAUAUAUUAAAGGAACUUCUAAUUAUGGAGUUCACUUCACUAAAAGUCACAUGUUUCAGCUGGAGUGUUUCACUAAUGCUGAUUGGGCCAGCAGCUUGCAUGACAGAAGAUCAACCAGUGGCUGCUGUGUGUUCCUUGGAUCCAACUUAAUUCAGUGGUUUUCUAGAAAACAAAGAGUUAUUGCUAUGUCAUCUACUGAAGCAGAGUAUCGAGCUCUUGCACAAGGAUCAACUGAGAUUGUCUGGUUUUGCAGUCUGUUCACUAAGCUUGGACUACAUUAUGGUAUUCCUAUCAUUUGGUGUGACAACCAGAGUGCUGGUUCCUUAGCCUCAAAUCAUGUGUUUCAUGGCAGGACAAAACACAUUGAGCUUGAUGCUCAUUAUCUGGGAAAUCAAGUUAUUGACAACAAACUGAAAGUUCAGUAUGUUCCUACUGAAUUUCAGAAGGCAGAUGUUCUUGCUAAAGCAUUGCCAGCUUCCAAGUUUGUAACAUUUCGAGAUGUCAAAGCUACUCCAUCAGUCUCAUCAAUCUACUGCAGAUGUUCUGUGUUACUUUUGCAGGGUUAA